This is a messenger RNA of Haliotis rubra (blacklip abalone), 3468 nucleotides long. RefSeq names its product serine-rich adhesin for platelets-like. Gene Ontology annotation, molecular function: chitin binding. The transcript has 4 exons. The record is from RefSeq and is a predicted model, not a curated record. Gene Ontology annotation, cellular component: extracellular region. The coding region runs from base 1 to 3468 and encodes 1155 amino acids. Lineage: Eukaryota; Metazoa; Mollusca; Gastropoda; Lepetellida; Haliotidae.
AUGGCUGAUCUAUCUGGACACGGCUUGACCCCUACGAGGAUGAGGCUCCUGGGACUUCUUGUGAUACUGGGAGUGAUACAGGUCACGGUAUCCUUUCACUGCCCUAAGGUAAUGAACCAGGCUUUGAUCGCCGACCCUAAAGACUGCCGCAAGUACUACCACUGCCUAACUGAUGGACGCUUCUUUGUCAAAUCCUGCCCCAACGGUCUCGUCUUCGAACCCAAAGCAAAGGUCUGCGUCUGGGACUCAUCUCGAUCCUGCAUCCCUCAAAUCUUUGACGCCGAAGAUGAUAACGUUGUCGCUCCAAUGGCCAAGCAGGAUGCAUCAACAUCAAGAGCAGCUGCAAGCAACGCCCAGAAGAGCACAACGACUGAUUCACAGAAGACAUCCAAGAAGACGGUCCAGACCAACAAAGCAACUGAAACGUCGACGGCCAAGGUUGAGCAGACGACUUCCGCCAGUAAGCAGACGACCACUGAAGCUAAGACAACACUCGAGACCAAGACACCAAAUAAGAUUGAAACCGUGAAGGAUGAUAGUAACGUAGAAACCUCCUCCGCCGCCACAACCACAGUCGACUUCUCGACUGAGAAAUCUAACGGAAAUACCACCGAGACCGCCAAUACAACUGACAUGCGCGCCAGUGAGAACCCCACUGAUGGUAACAGCACCGAGAGCAGCGAGACUGAGAAAGAUGAAACCAGCACUCCCCUUGUUGUCAACGAGACCACCGAGUCCUUCAAAACAGUAGACAAGAAGGAGGUCGAAACCAAGCCUGAAACACAGGCUCCCAAGCACAGUGUUCUUAAACGGUCCCCAUUUGAGGACAACAGAAUCGACAGAGAUUCCGGCAAAGUGCGGUGUACCUCUGCGUUCGCCUACGUCACCGACCCCGACAACUGCCACACCUUCUACCACUGCAACAACUGGCGUCCAUUCCAGAAGAAAUGUCCUCCCGGUCUGUUCUUUGAUUCUCAGAACCUCGUCUGCAACUGGCCCCAUAACGUCAACUGUAUCCAAGGUUACCGCGCCAAGACUUACUUCGCUUUCAACAACAUGAGACGCCGCAUGCACCCCCAGACCCUCAACUCAAUCAAUAAUGUCAAUAAAGUUGAUGAGGACAGCCGAGACAGCAAGGUCAAUAAGAUCAAUAAAGUCAAGACCACCGAAUCCACCACCGAGAAGAUUCCAUUCCUUGAGACGAUUGAGAAUGACGUAAGAAAGGUGAAAUACGAUGAAGACGUUGAUUCCACUACAGCUCACGCCACUGAGAAAAUCGCCGUGACCGUUCGCUCUUUUGACAGAUAUGGACACAGCUGGGUGUACGAGACCCGAGCCUCUGAGACCAGAUCUACGUGGAAGGAUUGGAACUUUGACCUCUUCUACACCAAUAGUGACAAACAGGGAUCUGAACUCGACCGACUUGAACUUUUCUCAAAUGGAAAGAAGGCCCAGGCUGAAAAGAAACUCGAAGUUGUGACCUCUGAUGCCCCAUCUUCGUCCAGCUCCAGCACCAGCUCCAGCUCCAGCUCAUCCUCAACUACAGGAGCCCCUACUCCUUCUUCCAAGAGCAUCUGGGACAAUAUGAGCGAAGGCUCUGAAGACACCACAGUGAAGACUGAUUCAUCUACCGAAAGUGAUCCUACCACCACAAGCCAAGCUCCAUCUUCAGAAUCCGAAACUAGCUCACUCGACACCAACGCAACCAUCACAACCUCCAACUCAACCUCUUCGUCUAAUGACUCUGUAACCCUGGACGACAUCGAUAACACCAGUUCCGCAAGCAAUGAUACCAACACAAUGAAGGCUGAAAACAGCACCACAGCACUUCCCAAAGUUACAUCAAGAGCUCCUUCUUUCGAUUUCGGUUCUGCUGAGGAACGUGAACGCAGUCACCCAAGGAAGAUCCAUCAAGAUGCUCCACCAGCCAGCGACCCAUUCCUUGCAUCCGACAGAUUCGCAGCCAACCAACAGUCCAUGUAUGCCAAAGAUUACCAUAACACCGACAACGUUGAAGAUGUUGAAAUUGAGAAGUUCAUGAUGAAGAUGUUGAAUGACGCCAUGCAGAGUAAACAUUUGGUAGCCAGACAAGCCAGCGAGGAAUACCCUGACAACAUGGUUGAUGCAACAUAUGACAAGAGCAAGAUGACAAAGGAUACCGAGAUCGGCGGUAGUGAUGUGUUUGAUAAGUGGGCCAUCGCUGACAAAGAAGGUAAAAAGUCCAAAGGUACUCUGGUCGAAGAGACUGAAACUGAAGCAGAAGAAAUUGAGUCAUCUGGCGAAGUUGAGGUUUCUGCAUAUGAUACUGAAAACACCAUUACCAACCUGAUCAUGAAAGAUGAGGCAAAACCAGCUGAACCUGAAACUACACAAAAACCCGAGAACGUAACAGAAGUCGCUGAUGUUUCACAGAAUGAAACUGAAGCUGAAGUCAUCAACGAAGUUGCAGAUUCCAAUACGACUGAGACAAAAGAAAUCAACUCAACCACCACUGACAUAAAAUCUGCCGCACCUUCAUCAACCACCACAGAAUCUACAACUACUUCAACAACGACACAAGCUAAUGUUAAUGAGACAACGACUGUGGCAGAAUCAGAAGCUGUCAACACAUCUGAGUCUGCCGAUGUCGUAACCAAAGCAGAAGAAGCAACUGUCAAAGCAGUACCACUUCUGAAGGAUGUCUCUGAUCUGUGUACUGAGAAGAACAAUUGCUCUACAACAGCCGAGAACAAGACAGAAGAGACCACUACCUCUGUAGAGUCAGUUACAACGGAGAAGAUCGAAGUUACCGAAACAGAAGGCGAGAACAAAGACAGUGAAACAACAACGGUGCUUGCCACAAAUGCUACUGAGUCUGUCAAUGUAACUGAAAAAGCAGAAGCCGAAACAUCUACAACCACAACAACUGCAACGACUACGACAACAACCACACCUGCAGUGAACGUCACUGAAACUGUAACAACAACUACUGCUGAACCUAUCGCUAAAGAUGCUGCAGGGAAAUCCGCUAAAGACGAAGCAGUGCCUUCUGACAAUGCCAUAUCUAAGGACGAUAAAUCAGUUGUAGAAGUUGAUGAGAAACACCUCCCUCUGUCAGUUAAUGCCACAAAACAAGAAGCAGUAACUGUUGCUGUGACAGUCAAUGUUACCGAAGCCGAAACCGAAAAUACCACAGAAAUUGAAAUCGCCACAAAUACAACAGAAUCCGAAAUCAAAGUCGAUGCAACAAACACAACAACUGUCACUGAAAUCGAAACUUCAACAACCACGAGUAACGACACUGAAAGCGAACAGACGACAGCCGCAGACGACACUUCCGAUGACGUCACAGAAUCAACCAACACUAGCUCUGAAUCCAGCAAGAUGACGUCAACGCUGACAGCAGUGAUGGACACAUCUUCAACUGAUGGUAGGCUCGCUAUAGGAGGAUCUAAAGGAACCACGAAGAAAGUCUUUCAUUUCCCUUAG